Messenger RNA from Odocoileus virginianus texanus, 1917 nucleotides. RefSeq names its product apolipoprotein L3-like. Gene Ontology annotation, biological process: lipid transport; lipoprotein metabolic process. Gene Ontology annotation, cellular component: extracellular region; membrane. The record is from RefSeq and is a predicted model, not a curated record. Gene Ontology annotation, molecular function: lipid binding. NCBI's taxonomy places the organism in Eukaryota, Metazoa, Chordata, Mammalia, Artiodactyla, Cervidae.
CCGUGACCCUCGCCCCACAGGGCUUUCGCCAAGCGGCAGCAGCAGCUGACGGCCAUGAAGGUCCUGCAGAGGAACUGCGCCGCCUACCUCAAGCUGCCCCUCUGGCAGUGAUGGCGGCUCUUCACCAAGGGGUGAAGCAUCACCUCCUUCCAGCCUGACCCAGACAAGGAGCUGAGGGCGAUCUCUGAGACCCAGCUGCUGCCAUCAUGAACUCAGAAGACCUUAGGGAAAGCUCAGAGAGUGAAAACUUUUUUGAGGAUAUCAUUCAGUAUUUGCAGGACACAGUGAGCAGAGAACAGCUGGAACUCCUGCUCACUGAAGAGGAAGCCUGGGAGAGUUUUGUGGCUGAGGCUGAUUUGUCCAGGGAAGAGACAGAUGCCAUACAUGAAUAUCUGCUGGAGCUGAAAACAGACUUGGUAGAGGAGGACCAACACAGGCCACAAAAGGACCAGCUGGACAGGAAGCGGUUUUUGGAGGAAUUUCCUCGGGUGAAACAGGAGCUGGAGGACAGCAUAGCAAAGCUCCAUGCGCUGGCAGACAAGGUCGACAAGGUGCACAGGGACUGCACCAUCUCCAGCGUGGUGGCCAACUCUGCCGGCGCUGUGUCUGGCGUCCUGACCAUCCUUGGCCUGGCUCUGGCACCCGUGACAGCAGGCAUCAGUCUGGGACUCUCAGCCACUGGGUUAGGGCUGGGAGCAGCGGCUGCUGUGACCAGCGUGUCCACCAGCAUCGUGGAACACGUAAGCAGAUCAUCAGCAGAAACUGAAGCCAGUCGCCUUGUGCCAACAGCUAUCAUUGAAGAGGGGGCGUUUGCAGAGGUUUUACAGAAAAGCACACCCCAGAUUGUUUCCUCUACAAAGAACUUCAUCCAAGCCUUGCAAGGCAUUGGGAAAAAUGUUCGUGCCAUCAAGCUGGCCAAAGUCAACCCUCGCUUAGCGUCCCACGCGAAGCGCUUCAUGACUACGGGGCGAGUCUCCGCCCAAAGCGGCAAGCAGGUGCAGAGAGCAUUUGGAGGAACAGCUCUGGCAAUGACCAAAGGCGCCCGGAUCAUGGGUGCAGCCACGGCAGGUGUUGCCCUCCUGAUGGAUGUGGCCUUACUGGUGAAAGAGGCAAAGCACUUGCAUGAAGGGGCAAAGACAGAGUCAGCACAAAGGAUGAGGCAGCUGGCCGCGGAGCUGCAGAAGAAGUUGGAAGAGCUCACCCGGAGCUAUGAGAGUCUGUAGGAGGGCUGGACUUGGCCCCUGCCAGGGCAGUGUAGGGAGCCAAGAGAAGAAGGCACCUUGUUAGGGGGGAAGCAAGACAGAGGGGGAAACUGGGCUGGUCUCCUGACUUGUUUUAGGCUAUUGCCUGGACUAUGCCAUUUUCCCAAAGGAAGAGAAAACCUUAAAUCCUCUUGUAUUCAGAACAUGUCAUUUUCUUCCCUAAAUUCUCCCUCUUGGCUCAAGGUGAGUCACAAAGCUUCAAGUACCACUGUUCAAAAAGUAUUUUUUUAAAAAAUACAGAAUAAGUGUCACCAAUUUGUUCAUGUCUCUAGAUCUGCUUCCUCUGCAUUUAUUUUUAAAAAGCUUAAUAGGAAACCAACACCUUUUUAUUUGCCCAACAGUGACAUGAUCAGGGAGCCCAGUUCAUGACACCAGCCCUGACCUCUUGCUCUGUCUGUCCUUUGUUGGCAGGUAGAGGGGAGAGGCUGUGACAUAGCAUCACGUAUGACCUCUCUCACUCUGAUUUCUGCCUCCCUCCAUGGUGCCCCUCUGAGCAUUUCACCAAAGAUCUACAUCACCUCAAGGGGACCCCAGGCAGAAAACAAACAGAACUUUCUAGCUUCUGUGUUAUUGAGUUUUCUAAAUUGAAGUAUGGUUGAUUUCCAAGAUCAUGUUAGUUUCAGGUAUAUAGUACAGUGAUUCUGUUAUGUAUAUA